UUUUGGUCGUCCUGUUCCGGUGCUGCUGCGGGCGGGCAGGAUUCAUUUGAUGCGUGAGUGCCACCCUCUUGUGUGCCGUGGGAUAACAAAGACUCGACGACUCGACGAGAUUGCUCGACGCACGACGGCGAACGAACGCGUAGCUGCCCAAAAUCUGUCAUCGCAGUAGAAGGCACAACAGCGAUGGAUCGUUUCUCGAUUUAACAACAAAAUUCCGCAUUUUUAAGUGAACAUCAAGCGAAAAAAGUAAAUUGUGCGUGCGCGUGUAUAUACUAAAUUGAAGUAAAUUAUUUGUGAAUGUAGAAAGAAAAGGCCAAAACCAGAGUGCACAUAUGAAGGGCAAAAGCUAAAAAUCGCCCCCGGUGUGUGUGUGUGUGUGGUUUGUACGUGUGGGGUGUGGGUGGAGUGAGUGUGUAUGUGUGCUGUGGCGGCGGAUGUACAAAGAGGCGACUCCCUUGUAUCACAAUAAUGCCUGUAUGUGUGCGUGUGUAGGCAAUAUCUGAAGGCAAAGGAUCAUGAUAGCGAAUUGAUUCACUUGUUCGGAUCAUUUGCACGAAGUUCUCGCCGCUCGAUGAGUGCGCAUCAAUUCGGCCAGUAGUAGCAGCUAUAUUGUGCGCGCAUCGUAGAAGAAAAUAAUCAAGAAUAAACGGGUGAAAUCAAACGCGCGAGUGUCUGCAAAACGUGUGCGAGAAAAGUGCUACACAGCAAUCGUCGAUCCGUAGUGUAGUUUCUAGCUGUCCGUUUUUUUUGUUUGUUUUGUUCACUUAAUCCGGCACGACGCGGUCGAAGACGUGGGGCAAGACGACGGCACUUUCGCACCCAUUCAGACCACAGCACGAUCGGUGGCGGCCAUCCGGUUCCGGCUGAUCGGGCGAAAAAAUGCAUCUGAAAUGUGGAUUACUGCUACUUUUUAUGCUGCUGCUCCUCAACGACAUCGAAAGUGGUUACGUAAGAGAAUCAAAAAAAGCACGUCCCCUCAACGAGUACAUAUCGCAUUACGAGAAGUUGAGCUACGAUCAUGAGCAUCUGCAUGCUAGUCACAGCCGGGCGAAACGAUCGGUCACCAAAGAUCAUUACGUACAUCUUAGCUUUAGCGCACACGAUCGAGAUUUUAACAUUAGACUUAAACGCGAUCUCAGCACAAUAAGUGAUAAGUUAGAGAUACAUACCGACAAGGGACCGGUGCAGGUCGAUUCGUCCCACAUCUAUCAUGGCGAGGUGAUUGACGAUCCGAACAGUUACGUGUUCGGUUCGAUUUUUGACGGUGUGUUCGAGGGCAAAGUGAUCACCUCCGAGGACGAGUACUAUGUGGAGCGGGCGAAGCACUAUUUUCGCGAAUCGUCCAAUCCGGAAACGCACCCGCUGCAUCACACCGGUGACGGUGAGCCACCGUUCCAUUCGGUGAUCUACAAGGACCAGCACGUGGACGAUCCUUACCGGCACCGGAGGAAAGGACACCCGUCCGGAUGUGGUGUGCAUGAUGAAGUUUCGGCGUGGAUGGAUCGGAUACAGAAUUCUGCCGUAGAAGAAACGGAGGAAGAGGACGAACGUCAAGAUGAAGAGGAAGAAGAAAAAGAAGGAGAAGAAGAAGUAGUCCAAGAAGAUAAUCAGAAGCGACAGUCCCAUAAUGAAAGUAGUGCCGGCGGCCAGCAGCAGCAGCACCAGCAACAACCUUUAACAGCACCGACCAAGCAUAAAUCAAAUGCCAAAGCGAAGCGCCGUUCGGCUACGCUGGAGAAGGAUACGCGGCCCGACAUCGGCACUAACGACAUUCCCAUCGAAACUGGAUACGAGUUUAAGUAUCCGUACGAAAAAUACUCCAAGGCGGCCAACUGGCGAGCGUCGGGCGAAAGCGUGACCGACUCCGAAUGGCACUGGAAGGCGCACGAGCGGGUCCGGCGAGCGGCCCGGCCGAAGGAAGACUAUCGGAACACGUGCUCGCUGUACAUUCAGUCCGAUCCGCUGCUGUGGAGUCACAUCCGGGAUAGUAUCGUCGGGCAUCUCCAUCGGGCCCGUCGCAACGAGCUGGAGGAGAAAACGCGCGAAGAGAUACUGUCGCUGAUCAUACAUCACAUCACUGCCGUCAACUACAUUUAUCGCAACACAAAGUUUGAUGGACGAAUAGAGCAUCGAAACAUUCGGUUUGAGGUCCAACGCUUGAAGAUUGACGACGACUCGUCGUGCGGGGAAAACCAUCACGAAGAAACAAAUCCACUCUGUCUGGAAAAUAUCGACGUAUCGAAUUUUCUCAAUCUACACUCGCUCGGCAAUCAUGAGGCGUUCUGCCUGGCGUAUGUGUUUACCUACAGAGAUUUUACCGGCGGUACGCUUGGGCUGGCCUGGGUUGCAUCGGCUUCCGGUGCUUCCGGCGGCAUUUGCGAAAAGUACAAGACGUACACCGAAACGGUCGGCGGUCUGUACCAGAGCACUAAGCGCUCGCUCAAUACGGGCAUCAUUACGUUCGUGAACUACAAUACGCGCGUCCCGCCGAAGGUGUCUCAACUGACGCUUGCUCACGAAAUCGGACACAACUUUGGCUCACCGCAUGAUUAUCCGGCCGAGUGUCGCCCGGGCGGUAACAAUGGCAAUUACAUCAUGUUCGCCAGUGCAACGAGCGGCAUCCGGCUGAACAAUGGCAAGUUUUCGCCGUGCUCGGUGCGCAACAUUUCGAACGUGCUGGACGCGAUCGACGAGAACAAGAAGCGCAACUGCUUCCAGGCGUCGGAGGGCGCGUUCUGCGGCAACAAGAUCGUCGAGAUCGGCGAGGAGUGCGACUGUGGCUUCAACGAGGAGGAGUGCAUGGACAAGUGCUGCUAUCCGCGGGAAAUGUCCGAAACGAUGCGCAUUGAGAACGUGACGGCGCAGAGCUGUGGCCGGCGGGCACGGACACAGUGCAGCCCGUCGCAGGGACCGUGCUGCGAUAGCAAUACCUGCCGCUUCAUACCGGCCGACGCGCGGGUAACGUGCAAGGAGGAGACGGAGUGUUCGUGGGGCUCCACCUGCAACGGUACGACGCCCGAGUGUCCGGAACCGAAGCCACGGGACGAUAAGACGAAGUGUAACAACGGUACACAACUCUGCAUCAAGGGCGAAUGUUCCGGCUCGAUUUGCCUGCUGUGGAACAUGACGGAGUGUUUCCUGACGUCCAAUAUCAUUCCGAACAUUGACAAGCGCAAACUGUGCGAGCUGGCCUGCCAGAAUGGCAACGACACCAAUUCGUGCCGGAGCACGAGCGAGUUCGCGCGCGAGUACGGGCUGCCGGACGGUGGUUACAGCUUGCGACCCGGUUCACCGUGCGAUAACUUCCAAGGUUACUGUGAUGUGUUUCUGAAAUGCCGUGCCGUGGACGCCGAGGGUGCCCUGGUGCGGCUGAAGAACCUGCUGUUCAACAAGCAGACGCUCCAAACGCUGGCGGAAUGGGCGACGGAGCACUGGUAUCUGGUGUGCAUGUUCGGCAUCGCCUUUAUCAUCACGAUGGGCAUCUUCAUCAAGUGCUGUGCGGUGCACACGCCCAGCUCUAAUCCGAAGAAGGCGGCCGCCUAUCGAAUUUCGGACACGCUGCGUCGCCCAAUGAACACGCUUCGAAUGAUGCGACGACACCAUCAUAACGGAGCCGGGCCGCGUAGUGUCCCUGUGCCGCGGGGCGAACGUUCCCGUAGUGCGGGCGAAAGAGGAGGAGGUGGUGGUGGUGGUGGAGGUCGCGGUGGCGGCGAACGGAAUGGUGGCCGUGGUGUCGGAAACCGCACGCGCAGCGAUGUUGAUAUGCGAAAUGGUGGACCACCCGCGGGGCAUAAUUCUUCCUCGUCCGGCAACAGCCGCCCGUCAAACAGUUCGCGUCCGCCAGCACAUGGGUAUGGCGAAGGCCGUGGCCAACAAUACUACCCACCGAAAGCACCACCAUCCCAGAACUAUAGCCGUAUGAGCAAUGCGGAGCUAUACGCCGAAGCCUAUCCGGAUCGGGGCAUGUACGAACCACCGAGACGCCCGUAUGCUAACAAUAAGGUUUGACAAGAUCGACGCCAAACACGAGAUCACCACCGCAACCAAUUGCAACCAACAGCCGCCACCGUACGCCGAUACCGUCGGUACAGUCCGCAGUUUCGCUACUGCUGUUGGAAAUAAUUGUCCCACUUUGUUCCCAGUUACCAUGCUCUGUCUUCUUCAUCCAUUUUUUUUAAACAAACGACAGCUGUGCUAUUGAUUUCGUUGACGAUUUCAUACAGCAAACCCCCUCUUUCCCAAUAGAAUCACUUUGCAGGGAGAAGGUGAGGGUAUGCAAAUUGAACACGGAUGCGCCAACGAAUGAAGGUAUAUGGGACCGCGCGUAUUGCUCCAGCGGUCAUUGGUUCACAUCCUGUGUCCUUCUGUUUGCUUAUUUUUGUACGAGAUAGAGUAACAGUAGAAUCGUUUAUUUAUAAAUUGAAAGCUAGAACACGAAUGCCGCAUCAAGGAUGUUGAAUAGAUUUCAAACAACAAGAAGAGAAGAGAGAAAGAUGUGUACUGCAAGCGAAUAGUAGGUAGAGGCCGUUAGAUCAAACCUUAGGACGCAACAGAAUACUUGCUGUAAUAUACUACUCUCCCCAAUAUGAUUUUAUGCGGUCGCAAGAUUGUAUUAGUUAAUUUAAUGAUGUACACGGGUGCUCGUGACACUUUAUCUUUUUCACUAUGUGAUGGAAUUCUUUACAUACAUAUAUUUUUAAAAACCGAAUACUAUACGCUACCGUGAUACAAAAAGUGCAGUUGAUCGCAGUGGGAACGCCUCCACCCUGUACGGUCGUCAUACUCGUUUCAAAACGCACGGCGGCAGGGAGAGAGCAAACUGCAAACUCUGAUGUAUUUGUUGCUACAUUAAACAUUCUACCUUUUUGGCAUUUUUAUCUAUGUUUAAUUAUGAAGAGGAAAGUGUCUUGUUUGUUGUUUAAUGUAUGAUUCCCAUCUGCAGUCUGCAAAAACACAAAACCACGAUCCGUCUGUACUCUCCAUGCCGCCAAUGUCCCCCCGCCGUACAAGGGAUCAAAUAAAUGUGCGGAUGGGACCUUAGAUUGGCAUUAUAGUAUGAUGUACAUCCGUGGAACACACACACAUUUACAAGGAAAAUCAGCUAUAGAACACACAUACACACACAUUCAUCUCUGGGUCCAGCAAUAUAGCAGAAAACAAAAGUUAUAAAACAAAAGGGUAAACGCAACAUACAAUAAUGGAAAACGGGAAAAGUUUGUAAAAAAAACAACAUCAGUGAAACAAAGAUGGUUAAGAUAGUUGAGCAAAGCGAAACAGUGUAUUAAAGAGGAAAAAAACACAUAAACACACACACUCUCACCGAAAGUCGAAGAAAUGGAAGCAAAUUGAAGGAAAAUUGUAAGUAACCGUUUAGGAAUCGUUUGUAGCUUAAGCAGAGAGAGAGAGAGAGAGAGAGAGAGAGAGAGCAAUGUUCUUGAAACAUCCCUCCUCUGCACAGAUAUAAAGAAAUACAGAGUAUUUAUAUAGCCGAUGCCAAGCGAAAGUUCGCCUCCGCCGUGUAACUUGCGAAACGUUGAGGGAUUGAUUGAGUUUGAGUCUCUGCUUUGGAAGGGAAGUGCGAAGGAGUGAAAGUUAGCAAAAUUUUGGUGAUUUGUUGAGUGGAAGAAGAAGUGAGUUUGCAGCAAAAAAGGGUGUGUUUGUGCGAGCGUGUGUGUGCGUGUGCAUAUAUAUGUAGGUUUAGGAAGAUUUAUUUACUUUGCAUGAGCCAUCACUUUACGUCUCCCUAUCUCCACUUGUGCAAUGAUGCUGGAAAGGCGGGAGAGUUCGUGUGUUUAUUAGUAUUGUUUUUUUAAAUAGUGUUUCAUUCUGCCUGCAUAACGGAAACUACUAUGAAGUUCCUUUUUUAUCUUUGGUACUUCCCAUCAAAACGGUAACAAUGUUGCAAUCGCACAAAAAGGUUAAGGUUGUUCAGCUAUGUGGCAAAUAAGCUGUUUCCGUUGUUCUGCUAUGGCUAAGCAACACAUAUGAUUUUUUUUAAAGAAUGAUAACUAGUUGUUUUUUUUUGUUUUUUUCAUGAACGUGUGUAAACAAACCCCUUCUUUUUCUUUGUUUUAAUUGUUUACUCUUUCAUUCACAACAAUCAAAAUCACUGAAACUUUUACUCUCGAGACUGCCGUGGGAUAGUUUAGUAAAGAAUAUUGAGUUGUUAAAAAGUGUGAGAAAAAAACAAACAACUAAAACCGCGAAAGUGUAUGUCGGUUCUCUUAAUAAUGUAAAACGAUAUGAGCAAAAUGGGGGGAAAACGUGUGGUAAAAACAGUAGAGAGAAGAAAGAAGAAAAAACAAUAUUUAAAAGCGGAUACAUGUGAUAUAUAUUUUUCUAAAACUAAUAAAAUGAAACCAACCUACUAAACACUGAAACGAGGGGGACAACAGAAAUAACACAAAAAGGAAAGGAAAACAAGCAACCAUAUAUAUAUAACAGACACACGGAUAAGCGCUCGAAAAGGAGAGGGAAAGUAAAACAAUAAUAACAAGCAGCAAAUAUAGAUCAAAAUAAUGAUGCACAAUAGAUGCAAAUGAAAUUUAAAUGAAACACAACAAACAACUGGAAAGUAUUCUCUUUGCCGGAGAAUGCAAACAAAACGCUCAAUACUAAUAGAACGCGCACCAAUCGAGAAGAGUUCAUUAUAACGAAACCCACAAUGAUACACACACAUAGAAAUGUUAAACAACAUACAUUGUUGUUUGCGAAACAAACACAGAAGAAAGAAAAAAAGCGAAAACAUACCCACAAAACCACAAGUCUAUCCAUAUUUAAAUUGUGCAACUGUACGUGAAAGUCGGUCGAAUCAAACCAAACUGGUAGUUCACCCCUCCACCAUCUAGACUCUCUCACGCACUCACAAGAAAUGAUUCCAUCGUUAAGAAACCUCCUUCCGAACAAACCAUAGAAAUUAGUUGAUAAAAGGAAGAUGUUCUGAAUGAAAAUAUGCUCAAAUCUCCUUGCUGUUUUGGUUAUAACUACGUGACGGCGGGCUUCAUUUCGACGCUGUUCAUUAUUUUUCAAAUUCCAUCUCCAUCUGUAUUAGCAAUUACUUUGAGUGAAAAGCAAUGUUAUACUACUAUGCAACAGAUUUACUAUUUUUUCACUAUUCCAAUUAUUCAGUUUUAACGGUCGUAAUGCAGAUGUAAUCUUCUUUGUAGCCAUUAUUUGUGUUCAAUGUUUUAGGUUUAUGUGCAAUUCAUACUCAAAACACAACCAUCAAAAAUUUACACGCUUGAAUCGUUUGGUUUGUCUCAUGUAGGAUACUAUAUAAUUAUGGGAUUUAGAUCUUUGAAAUUUGAAAGCCCGCAAAACAAACCCAAUUUUUGGUUAAACUCGUCAGUAUAUCUCUAUGAAGUUCUCUACUGCCUCUUAAAUUCUUUUAAAAACGAUAUGAUCUUCUGUUAGUAUUACAAACAUGAAUCUUCUUACAUCAUUCGUCUUCUAUCGUAUUUUAGCGUGCAUUUUCUUUUCUAUAAACAUUACCAAAUAAAUAAAAAAAAUACUACAAAGACGAGCAGAACUAUCGAAAUUCCAAACUCGUGUGUGCGUGUACUGAAAAUCAAAUCUCGACAUAUUUUCGUUUCUCGGUUGCGGAAGGGCUGAACGAUAUACGGGUGCGAUUGAAAUACUAUACAAUGCAGUAAUGUUAUGAUGUUGCAAAGGUGAAAAUGUGCAGUGAAAGCUACACAAACUUCCUUUAGCCUUUUAGUUUCGAUUCCAUUAGUUUAUCUAAAUUGUAACGUAACGAUGGCAAGAAGUGUUAUGAACGAUUCAAUCUGCAAGUGGUCACGUUUGGCACGUUUGUGUUGGCUUGUUUACGUUCGUAAUCUUUCCCUCAAGUGUAGUUUCUAAAUUGAAGCAAAGAGAAGACAUGUUGCAGCGGUUAUGUUCUUUAGAAAAGGGAGACAACAAACAAGCCUGAAAGCAAAGUUUAGAGCAAGAGUGACUUGUUUUUAUUGACGGCAUUUUACACUAAAAUUAAUUCUUCCAAUUGAGCGAGAAAGAGAGAAAGUGGAUAAAAGAUUAUGCAUAAAUGAAAGCGGGACAUAUUUCAAUGCGAAACAACAAAAGAAUUAAAGCCAAACAAACAAAGCAUACACACCCAACACAGAGAAUAUAAAAUGGAUGUGGAAUAAAGUGUCAAGUGGGGGAUGUAGCAAAUUAAAUGAAACAACAAACGCUAAGCGCUGCGAUGUGCAACAACAAAAACAUAUACUCUCGACAGUGUGUGUGUGUUUUUGUGUGCUUAGAGCGCUCCCAAACUCCCAAAAUGUAAGCGCAAAAUAUGAAAACGCCCAAUGGGUUAGAGUUUGAGAGAAUCAAAGACGAAAAGAACAAGAAAAAAGGAAACGGAAGGAAAUGAAUGAUUAUUGAAAGAAGAAGAAGGAGUCCGCAAGGUUGUCGUCGGGUGAGGAUGGAUAGCAUGUUUCUAUAAUUGUAACUAUUUGUAAAUGUUUGUAAAUAGCGUUCGAAGUAAGCAAAACUGGAAAAAAUGAAAGUAAGCAAAUAAUAAGAGGAAACCCUUGAAAGUGGAUAAAGCCGAAAGACCAUACAGAGCAGCAUUACGGAACUCUCUCGCGAGAGGAGAAAAAAAGGAAAGAGGAUAGAGAGCUCACGUUCACAGUUUAGGACAAAUGUAAAUGGAUCUUUCAAGAUUGGACAGUUUAAAACGGAGAUCUGUGACACCGGAUGAUCUGAGCAGAAAGUCUGAAACGAUGGGAUUAGUGAUAAUACAAUAAAAGGAGAAUAAAGCAAAACAAAACAUCCUGGUGAAAAAUUAAAA
Anopheles coluzzii is the source of this 8791-nucleotide messenger RNA. RefSeq names its product disintegrin and metalloproteinase domain-containing protein 10 (gene kuz). The coding region runs from base 880 to 4008 and encodes 1042 amino acids. NCBI's taxonomy places the organism in Eukaryota, Metazoa, Arthropoda, Insecta, Diptera, Culicidae. The transcript is spliced from 14 exons. Gene Ontology annotation, biological process: Notch signaling pathway; membrane protein ectodomain proteolysis. Gene Ontology annotation, molecular function: metalloendopeptidase activity. The record is from RefSeq and is a predicted model, not a curated record. Gene Ontology annotation, cellular component: plasma membrane.